This is a messenger RNA of Syngnathus acus (greater pipefish), 7927 nucleotides long. It is a transcript of the gene cacna1ea, whose product is annotated as voltage-dependent R-type calcium channel subunit alpha-1E. The record is from RefSeq and is a predicted model, not a curated record. Gene Ontology annotation, cellular component: membrane; neuronal cell body; voltage-gated calcium channel complex. Bases 122 to 7459 code for a protein of 2445 amino acids. Lineage: Eukaryota; Metazoa; Chordata; Actinopteri; Syngnathiformes; Syngnathidae. Gene Ontology annotation, biological process: chemical synaptic transmission; calcium ion import across plasma membrane. The transcript has 48 exons. Gene Ontology annotation, molecular function: high voltage-gated calcium channel activity.
GCCACCUCCUCCUACGCCCCCGCAUCAAACCCCUUCGCAUUCUGGUUUACAGGCGGACAGACGCAGUUCAAACCGCUGCCACACUUUCCAUUCAUUUACGGAGAAGAACAAGACGAGCAAUAUGACAGGGGACCAUAAUACAUUGGGCCUACCCAGACCCACAAGAGGAUGGCAUUGUCCAGAGGAUACUUUGGGUCUUGCUCUGGAGCCCAUGUAUGGCAAUAGCACGCCCAGACACCAUAGACACCACGCGGACUAUGAGAGCUGGCAGAAGCAUCGAACCGGAGGUUCCAGCCUACGUUCUGGCUCCCCUUCUCUCCUUGAGCCCCACAGUCUCUCGAGCAGCCGUGACACCCUCUACCUCACCCACAUGCCGGGCCACAGCCCGCCUCAGCACCGAAACCGAACUGGCCUCACCCUGGAUGUGACCUCGUCUUUUGACGUUGGAGGUAGCAUGCUGGCGAUUGAUGGAGAUCUCCCCAUUAGCCCCAAUGUGAUCAAGAGACGCCGGGGGGGCAUUAUUGAGCAGAAGGACAUAGUGAAGGCCCACCAGGCUCAUAAAAUCCACAGCACUCCACAGGCACGUCGCAAGGAAUGGGAAAUGGCCCGCUUCGGAGACGACGUUCCGGUCUUGUUAAGCAGCGGCGACGGCGGCUCAGAGCGCAACAGGAGCCGCGAUGGAGCUGCCGCGUCCACAGGCGGCGCGUCCCCCGCAGCCUUCAAGAUGACCAAAGCGCAGCGUGCCCGCGCCAUGGCCUUGUAUAACCGAAUCCCCGUCCGGGAGAACUGCUUCACCGUCAACAGGUCUCUCUUCAUCUUUGGGGAGGACAACGAGGUCCGCAAGUACGCCAAGAAAAUUACAGAGUGGCCUCCGUUUGAGUACAUGAUCCUCGCCACCAUCAUCGCCAACUGUAUCGUCCUGGCUCUAGAGCAGCACCUACCCGCAGAAGACAAAACGCCAAUGUCAAAGAGACUGGAGAAGACCGAGCCCUACUUCAUCGGGAUGUUCUGUUUGGAGGCGGGAAUAAAGAUCAUCGCCUUGGGCUUCGUAUUCCAUAAAGGCUCCUACCUCAGGAACGGUUGGAACGUCAUGGAUUUCAUCGUGGUGCUCAGUGGGAUUCUGGCUGCAGCAGGCUCUCAUAUGAACAUCUCUGUGGAUCUGAGAACUCUACGGGCAGUGCGGGUGUUGCGACCACUUAAACUGGUUUCGGGCAUUCCCAGUCUACAGAUAGUCUUGAAGUCCAUCAUGAAGGCCAUGGUUCCCCUGCUCCAAAUUGGCCUGCUGCUCUUUUUCGCAAUCCUCAUGUUCGCCAUCAUCGGCUUGGAGUUUUACAGCGGCAAACUGCACCACACUUGUACGCCGCAGCCUGGAAUACUCGAAAACGAGACGGUGGACUCCUCUGAGUUUGACUUCCCGUGCGGCGUGCGGCACUGUCCGACCAAAUACACCUGCAGCGAUACAUGGAUUGGCCCCAACGACGGCAUCACGCAGUUUGACAACAUCCUGUUUGCUGUUCUCACCGUCUUCCAGUGCAUCACCAUGGAGGGAUGGACCACUGUGCUCUACAAUGCCGACGAUGCCUUGGGUCCCAAUUGGAACUGGCUCUACUUCAUCCCGCUCAUAAUCAUCGGCUCCUUCUUUGUCUUGAACUUGGUGCUUGGAGUCCUCUCUGGCGAGUUUGCCAAAGAGAGAGAGCGGGUGGAGAACCGCCGGGCCUUCAUGAAAUUGAGACGCCAGCAGCAAAUCGAACGGGAGCUCAACGGUUACCGGGCCUGGAUCGACAGAGCAGAGGAGGUCAUGCUUGCCGAGGAAAAUAAAAAUCCGGGACCCUCCGCCCUUGAUGUGCUAAAGAGAGCCACCACUAUUAAAAAGAGAGGCAUGGAGUCGCCCCAUCGGGGUCCAGGGGAGGAACAAUAUGGCGACGUUCCCUCAGCGGGCAUCCCCAUGAGCAGAGAGAGUUUCCGGAGCGGCAGGCGAGGUCCCGCCGUUUAUUUCCGCCGCAAGGAACGCCUCCUACGCAUCUCCAUCCGCCAUGUGGUGAAGACGCAGACCUUCUACUGGACGGUGCUGGGCCUGGUGGCGCUCAACACGUUAUGUGUGGCUAUCGUUCACCACAACCAACCACUCUGGCUGUCCAAUUUUCUGUACUAUGCCGAGUUCUUGUUCCUUGCUCUGUUCCUGACUGAGAUGUUCCUGAAGAUGUACAGCCUGGGCCCCCGCCUCUACUUCCACUCUUCUUUCAACUGCUUCGACUGCAGCGUGAUUGUUGGCAGCAUUUUUGAAGUGCUUUGGGGUGUCUUCAGACCGGGCACUUCUUUUGGGAUCAGCGUCCUGCGUGCUCUUCGUCUACUAAGGAUCUUCAAAAUCACAAAGUACUGGGCAUCUCUGAGGAACCUGGUGGUGUCACUGAUGAAUUCCAUGAAGUCCAUCAUCUCCCUCAUUUUCCUCCUUUUCCUCUUCAUUGUCGUUUUUGCUCUUCUGGGCAUGCAACUCUUCGGCGGCAGGUUCAUCUUUGAAGACUACACCCCCACAAACUUUGAUACCUUUCCCGCCGCCAUCAUGACCGUCUUUCAGAUCCUGACUGGCGAGGACUGGAAUGAGGUGAUGUACAACGGUAUUCGCUCUCAGGGGGGAGUCAAGUCCGGCAUGUGGUCUUCAAUAUACUUCAUCGUCCUCACCUUGUUUGGGAAUUACACUCUGCUGAAUGUUUUCUUGGCCAUUGCUGUGGACAACUUGGCUAACGCGCAAGAGCUCACGAAGGAUGAGGAAGAAGCCGAAGCUGCUUUCAACCAGAAGCAUGCCCUCCAGAAGGCAAAGGAGGUCGGCCCACUCUCUUCCUUCAUGUCUUCAGAAGGAAGCCGUAGGAGGCGGCCGUACCUGUACAGAAAAAGAGCCAUCCACCGCAGCCGAGCCAUCUACUCCCGCUCCCUGGAGGAGGCGCAGGGCAGCCUCAGGGACGGCCGGCCUCUCCCGCCACUCAACUCGUCUAACUCUUUCAUGUCCAGGCGAGAGAGGAGAAAGAGGAUGACCAUGUCCGUGUGGGAGCAGAGGACCAGCCAGCUGCGGAGACACCGCCAGAUGUCCAGCCGGGAGAUUUUGUUCAGCGGGCCCAGUGAGGAGAAAGACGGACCGGCCGCCUCCCCGGGCCAGUCCCAACACGGGCGGCCGCAGUCCCUGCACCGCAAGGCGAUACAGAGUACUCCACCAGGGGGAGUGGGGUGCCUGGAGGACCCCCUUGCAAAUGCCCAGAACCAGACUUCCACAGAGAAGCCUUCCGAAGCUGUUCCCUCGGAACCCCCCGUCUCAGCGCCGCCUCCCGAGAUAUCGGACCCCUUGAGUAUCACUCCGGAGAAUCCUCCUGAUUCCAUACCAGCGCUCAACCUCGACGUCGACGAGACUCACAAGCGAAGGAGCCCCAGGUUGAACGGCGAUCGUCAGCACAGAGCCGUGAAGAAGUUCAGACCGCCGGACAACGGCGACGGCGGCGGGAUCAGGAGCGGCAAGGCCUUGCGUAGUCGGCAGAACGGGGCCAGGAGUCAGGGAUCUUCUCCCCGGAAAGGAAGUCGUUCGGUCAGCAGAGAGAGGAGCAGGCUUACAACCAAAGUUGAGGAGAAGGAAGUGGAGAGUGAGAAGGGAGAGGAGUCCACUCCUGAGGAGAGAAGGCGUGGUGACGAAAGUGAGCGAGUGGACAUCGACCAGCAGGACAACAAACCAGGUGUCCAAAAGCAAGCUGAUCUCCCUCAGGGAGAAGUGUGUCCACUUGCUUUAGAAGAAAGCAACCAAGAAGACUUGGAUAAAUCUCAACUCAGCUCCAGUGUGAUCGUAGAAAUGCCUGACAUGGAGGCAUCUAUGGAGCUCUCCACGAUCACUGUUAACAGCAAAGAGCCCGAAGCCUCCAAGUCUGAGAAGGAGGCAGCUGAAGACGUCAAACCAGUCAACAAUGUGACGCCUGACAGCAUGUUCAUCUUCAAACCAGACAACCCGGUGCGUCGAGCGUGUCACUACGUGGUGAACCUCAGGUACUUUGAAAUGUGCAUCUUGCUGGUCAUCGCCGCAAGUAGCAUCGCGCUCGCCGCCGAGGACCCCGUGUCCACCACGUCGGACUGGAACAAGGUUCUGCGCUAUUUUGAUUACGUGUUCACGGGCGUCUUCACCUUUGAAAUGAUUAUUAAGAUGAUCAACCAGGGUCUGCUCCUCCACGACGGCUCCUACUUCCGAGACCUGUGGAACAUCCUGGACUUCAUAGUGGUGGUGGGAGCUCUGGUGGCCUUCGCCCUCACCAAUGUGAUGGGAAAUAACAAAGGAAGGGACAUCAAAACCAUCAAAUCGCUCCGAGUAUUACGUGUGCUCAGACCCUUGAAGACCAUUAAGAGACUUCCGAAACUGAAGGCCGUUUUCGACUGCGUGGUGACGUCUCUGAAAAACGUCUUCAACAUCCUGAUUGUGUACAAGCUGUUCAUGUUCAUCUUCGCCGUCAUUGCUGUGCAGCUCUUCAAGGGGAAGUUUUUCUACUGCAAUGACAGCUCCAAGGACACGGAGAAGGACUGCCAAGGUUACUAUAUCGACUACGGGAAGGACAAGAAAGAGGUGAAGAAACGAGACUGGAAAAGGCACGAGUUCCACUAUGACAACAUCAUCUGGGCUCUGUUGACUCUCUUCACCGUGUCCACCGGAGAAGGCUGGCCGCAGGUCCUACAGCACUCGGUGGACGUGACUGAGGAGGAUAGAGGCCCGAGCCACGGCAACAGGAUGGAGAUGUCCAUCUUCUAUGUCAUCUACUUUGUGGUCUUUCCUUUCUUCUUUGUCAACAUCUUUGUGGCCCUCAUCAUUAUCACCUUCCAGGAGCAGGGAGAUAAGAUGAUGGAGGAAUGCAGCCUGGAAAAGAAUGAGAGGGCGUGCAUCGACUUUACCAUCAGCGCCAAGCCGCUAACCCGUUACAUGCCUCAGAACCGGCACACCUUCCAGUACCGCCUGUGGCAUUUUGUGGUCUCGCCCUCUUUCGAGUACACCGUCCUGGCCAUGAUCGCUCUCAACACCAUCGUCCUCAUGAUGAAGUAUUAUUCAGCCCCGCCCGCUUAUGAGGCUGUCCUCAAACAUCUGAACACAGCCUUCACCGUUCUCUUCUCCAUUGAGUGCGUCCUCAAGAUAAUGGCAUUUGGCUUUCUGAAUUACUUUCGAGACACGUGGAACAUUUUUGACUUCAUCACCGUACUGGGCAGCAUCACCGAGAUAAUAGUAGACUUGCAGUUUGUGGAUACAUUCAACAUGAGUUUCCUCAAGUUGUUCAGAGCAGCGCGUCUGAUCAAGCUGCUGAGACAAGGCUACACCAUCCGCAUCCUUCUGUGGACAUUUGUGCAGUCCUUCAAAGCUCUGCCUUAUGUUUGCCUGCUCAUCGCUAUGCUCUUCUUCAUCUACGCCAUCAUUGGCAUGCAGGUUUUUGGCAAUAUUAAGCUGAACGAGGAGACGCACAUCAACCAGCACAACAACUUCAAGAGCUUCUCUGGCGCUCUGAUGCUGCUCUUCAGGAGUGCCACAGGGGAGUCAUGGCAGGAGAUCAUGUUGUCCUGUCUUGGCGGGCAGCAGUGUGAAGCGGACCCCUCCAAUCUCUUACCUGUACUAAACGCAAAGCAGGAGGGAGGCUGCGGCUCCGAUUUUGCUUACUUCUACUUUGUGUCCUUCAUCUUCUUCAGCUCCUUCCUGAUGCUGAACUUGUUUGUGGCUGUGAUCAUGGAUAACUUUGAGUACCUGACUCGAGACUCGUCCAUCCUGGGUCCUCACCACUUGGACGAGUUUGUCCGAAUCUGGGGGGAGUACGAUCGGGCUGCCUGUGGCCGCAUCCAUUACACUGACAUGUAUGAGAUGUUGACCAACAUGUCGCCACCUCUUGGCCUUGGCAAGAAAUGCCCAUCCAAGGUGGCUUAUAAGAGACUCGUCUUGAUGAACAUGCCUGUGGAUGAGGACAUGUCUGUCCACUUCACCUCCACCCUCAUGGCUCUCAUCCGCACUGCUCUGGAAGUCAAGCUAGCUGGAGGUGGAGAAGAUCGAAAUCAGAUGGAUUUGGACCUUCAGAAGGAAAUCAGUGUCAUCUGGCCUCACCUCUCUCAGAAAAUGCUGGAUCUUCUGGUUCCUAUUAACAAAGCUAGUGACAUGACCAUCGGAAAGAUCUACGCGGCCAUGAUGAUCAUGGACUACUACAAGCAGAGCAAGGCCAAGAAGCUCCGACAGCAAUUGGAGGAACAAAAACACGCUCCAAUGUUCCAGCGUAUGGACGCUUCCUCCUUGCCCCAGGAGAUCAUAUGCAACGCCAAAUCUCUGUCCUUCCUCGGCCACAGUGCAGGAUCAGCUCUCACUAAAGGAGGCUUUGUGGCCCUCAGCCCUAUCUCCCCGCAAGAUAUGUUCCUUCAGCCGCGGCCUCGCUCCAGAGAGGAAGAGGAGAAUGAUUACUACCCACCCUAUCCUCCUUAUCAUUUGCCUCACCACCACCAUCACCAUUUAGACACUCUGGUGCCCGAUGUGGUAGAGUAUAAUCAAGUGGCACAACAGUCAAGGCAAGGGCUGACAGUUGUCAGGUCGCCUCAGCGAACAUCAUCCAUCAGGGCGUCCUCCAUGCCCAGACUAGCUGUGGAGCCGCAGCCUGGAAUGUCAGCAGAUAGAAAGCUAAUGAAGCGCUCCUUUUCCACCAUCGGAGACCAAUGUGUGAAUCGCCUGUGGCAAGAACAACAUUCCCUAGAGAGAGUCAGCCCCGACAACACGUUCCGACUUCGACAAAAGAGUUAUCGAGGCACUAGAAUCAAUCAAAGUAGUCAUGAGCGGGGGCGGUCUAAAGAACGACGCCACCUACUGUCUCCAGACGUGUCCCGCUGUAACUCGGAAGAGCGAAGCCGAGACCCGUCGUACGAGAGGCGACGAUCCCUCUCGCCUAAAGAAGGACGCCCGCACUCCUUGCAGAGACAGGUCAACACAACAAGUAGUCCCGCCCAUUUGGCCCCCGAGUCCGGCACCCCUCGUAAUCGUCGCCAGCUCCCACAGACACCUUCCCGCCCUCGUCCUCACAUUUCGUACUCCCCCCUGGUGUGCCGAGAGCAACCCCCCAACUCGCUGGCGGCCUCCUCCACGGGACGCGCCCAGCAUUCAGACAACCCGGCCUCUUCCAAGAAGGCUCAGUCUUCCUCGUGUCAGCCGUCCGGCCCGAGCCAUCCGUCUCCCCACCGUUACAUCUCAGAGCCUUACCUCCCGUUUCACGCGGACCCCAGGGCAAGUCAGACGGGCGAAAGGCAAGAACAUCUGACUUUUGAGAGUGCCGUUGCAACCAGCUUGGGACGUGCCAAUGCCAUUAACUCCGCCCCUCAGCUCAGACACUCCUGGCAGGUCCCGAACGGACAUUUUCGGAAGAACUUGACGCAGGCCAGCCCGGACAGCGAGCUGCUGAGCGACACGGACGAUGACGACCGCUGCUAAAAUAAACAGGAAGUCCAUGUACAGGUGGAGCGAAUCACGUAGCGGCACCACCACUCGCCUUGAACUGCUUUGUGACAACUUUUGUCACUACCUGUAGCAUUACAGGCGGAACGAAACACCACUGCCAUUUAUCAGCAUUGUUUGCCGUUUGUCUUUUCUUUUUGUGCCUAUAGUGGGCAAGUUAAGCUAGUUUAAAUCGCAGAGCUGGAUUUAAUGGUGAAAACCAUUGGCGACCUGUACAUUUGAUACACUGUAUUAUGGAAUGGACAACGUGUCCUGCAGCAGUCAUGUUGGCAGAGGCGACUUUUUUAUCAAAACAAUAAAUGGACAGACAUGGCGGCCAUGUUAGUCUCUUCAAAAAUAAUGGGGCAUACAAGUUAGCUUAGUAUCUUCUAGCUAGCUCAAAAGGAGCAUGUUGUAUUGACCAGUUGUUUAUACUGGAACAAGUAAAGUGAGAAUGAGCCUUUC